This is a messenger RNA of Corapipo altera (White-ruffed manakin), 2903 nucleotides long. It is a transcript of the gene SUGP1, whose product is annotated as SURP and G-patch domain containing 1. The record is from RefSeq and is a predicted model, not a curated record. Gene Ontology annotation, cellular component: nucleoplasm. Gene Ontology annotation, biological process: RNA processing. NCBI's taxonomy places the organism in Eukaryota, Metazoa, Chordata, Aves, Passeriformes, Pipridae. Gene Ontology annotation, molecular function: RNA binding. The annotation marks the transcript as partial. The transcript has 13 exons.
CCAGGCAAGGCCAGCCGCUGGUUCGGGGUGUCCCAGUCCAAGGCAGCCAAGACGAGUGUGAACAUCCUGCAGCAGGAGGAGCUCAUUGCCCAGAAAAAGCGGGAGAUCGAGGCCCGGCUGGAGCAGCAGGCGAGGCAGAAUUCCCUGAGCAUCCCCCAGCUCCCCCUGCUCGGAGACGAGGAUGGAUCCGAAGGCGACGCCUCCGUGUCCAACAAGUUCGUGAACGACGGGAGUUUCCUGCAGCAGUUCCUCAAGCUCCAGAAGGAAAAGUCGAGUGCUGAGCCCCCCCCGAGCUCCAGCAGCAGCAAUCCCGGCCACGCUCCGGCCCCGAGCUCUGGGAAGCGGCUCCCCGGGAAGCGGCAGCUCCUGAGCCGGAUGCUGCACCAGGCCCGGAGCCUCCCCCAGCCCCGGCCCGGCCCCGGCCUGGCCCUGGACAGCGUCUUCCAGGGCCCCGACGAGGACGACGACGAGGACUACGAGCAGUGGCUGGAGAUCAAAGUUCUGCCCCCAGAGGACGUGGAGACCCGGGAGGUGGUGGAAAAGCUGGCCAGGUUCGUGGCUGAAGGGGGCCCCGAGUUAGAGAAGGUCGCUAUGGAGGACUACAAGGAUAAUCCGGCUUUUUCGUUUUUGCACGAUAAGAACAGCAGAGAAUUCCUUUACUACAGGAAGAAAGUGGCCGAGAUAAGAAAAGAGACUCAAAGCUCUCAGGCAUCCUCUUCCCAGAAAGGUAAUUCCCACUGGGAGCUGGGGGAGAUGAACUUCAUGGGCUCAGCUGGGUUGGUUUUGCUGCCUUGUGACUGUGUCAGGUCCGUCCUGGGAGCACUUGGGGUGGAUAUUUGGAUGUUAAUGUUUUUGUACGAGCCAAACAGCAAAGGCUACAAGUAUUACAGGCAGAAGCUGGAGGAGUUCCGGAAGGCCAAGGCCAGCCCUGGCUGUGCCCCUUUCCCUGGAGAGCCCAGCCUGAAAAGGAAAACCAGCCCCGAGGCCUCGCCCUCCCCUCUGUGCUUCCCCUCCCUGCCCCUGCCCUCCUCCUCCUCCACAACCCCCCCUGAGCAGACAACCCCGAACCCGACCCCAAACCCGGCCCCAAACCCGACCACCCCCACGGCCACUCCGGGCACCACCAAGAAGAAGCGGAAGAGCCGGUGGGGGCCGGAGGAGGACAAGGUGGAGCUGCCCCUGCCACAGCUGGUGCAGCAGCUGGACUCUCCCUCCCCUCUCUCAGUUCAGGACCUGAAGGGCCUUGGCUACGAGAAGGGGAAGCCCGUGGGGCUGGUGGGGGUCACUGAGCUCUCCGAGGCCCAGAAGAAGCAGCUGAAGGAGCAGCAGGAGAUGCAGCAGAUGUACGACAUGAUCAUGAAGCACAAACGGGCCAUGCAGGAGAUGCAGCUGAUGUGGGAAAAGGCCAUCCAGCAGCACCAGCACGGCUACGACAGCGACGAGGAGGUGGACAGCGAGCUGGGCACCUGGGAGCACCAGCUGAGGCGCAUGGAGAUGGACAAGACACGAGAGUGGGCCGAGCAGCUGACCCAGAUGGGCAGAGGGAAACAUUUCAUCGGGGAUUUCCUCCCGCCCGAUGAGCUGGAGAAGUUCAUGGAGACCUUCAAGGCGCUGAAGGAGGGCCGGGAGCCGGAUUACUCGGAGUACAAGGAGUUCAAGCUGACCGUGGAGAACAUUGGCUACCAGAUGCUCAUGAAGAUGGGCUGGAAGGAAGGAGAGGGGCUGGGAUCAGAGGGGCAGGGCAUCAAGAACCCAGUCAGCAAGGGAACCACGGCCGUGGAUGGGGCUGGAUUCGGGAUCGACCGCCCUGCUGAGCUCACCAAGGAGGACGACGAGUACGAGGCCUUCCGCAAGAGGAUGAUGUUGGCCUAUCGCUUCCGACCCAACCCCCUGAACAACCCACGGCGACCUUAUUACUGAGGAGGCUCCAGGGACGGGCUCUGGGAGAACAGUUUUGCUCCCUGACUGUGAAAUGUUAUGGAACCGCUUCAUCCAUCCCUUCUUUCCCGGUAUUGUCCCAACUCCCCGAGGCCACAGCACCCCCCUCAUCCCAGGGGAAAGGCCUGGGAGCCCUCCCAGGUGCCCGCACAGGGGACAAGGACGGGGGUUUUCGGGGAGGGAACGUGGCAGGGCAGCACCAAAGAUCCCACAGGAGGAGUUCAGGGGACUCCCCGUCCGUGCUCCCGCCUUCCCAAGGAGCGUGGGGGUGGUUUUUUUGGGAUAACAGCUGGUCUUUCAUUGUCCAGACUCGAAGCUUGUGCUGCUCUGGGGUUGUUUUUUGUUCUCCCCCUGGAUUUUAUGUUUAAAUUUCCCACCCAAGGGAUUGUGUCCCCCCACCCAGAGCAGGGUCAGGACGUUGUUCUGACGGUGCCAGAGGUCUGACCUCCAGCUGACAUUGCACCCCAGUGCCUCUGUUUUCCCUCUGCAUGGGGUGGAUCAUGGAUUCCAGGAUUUUAAAGGGGGUGCAGAGUGAGUUUACUCCACCCCAGGAGUCCCAACCCCCUCGUUUUCUGAGCACUACCAGAGACUUUGCCAACAACACACCUCCCAUGCUCUGGAGGGGGAGGAAGAGGAACCAAACCCUCAACCACAGUUUGUCAAAGGCCAUUAAUUUGGGUUUUGUUGUCAUUUAAAAGAAAAAACACAAAAAAACCAAAACGAACCUCUGAAAUAACGAAUUUUCUUCGUCGAGUCUGUAAAUAAAAUAAAACUUGUUUGUUCCUUAUUUUUAAUGGGAGGAUUUUCGGGAAGAGAGGGGCUCCUGUGGGUUUUCUCAGGUCGGGAGGUUGCUCUGGAGUUCUUUCUUCCAAGGAUUUUGGGGAAAACCACGUUGGAGUGGGUUGAUUUGGUUCCUUCUCUGAACACUUUGGGGGGUGAUUGUGUUUGACUUCCCUCCAGUCGAG